AUGCUCCAAGCCAACACAGAGGACCAUCAGAGUUUGGUCACAGGAGCCACAGCAGCCCUGCAGGACUGCUUUGAGAGCACAAACAGGAUCAUGUUCAGGGAAGGAGCCACUUAUGACCAGCACACCUGCCUGGAAGAGUCCAGACAGCAUACCAGGAGAGUGCUCAGAGACUCCGCCAACCAGCUGGCAGAUGUCUUCACAAACAUGUGUAACAUCUCCCUGAGCCAGGCUGUGGUCCCUGUGGGCUUCAGAAAGAUCACCAUCAACCCAGUGCCCAAGAAGCCUAUGAAAACCCUGGGUGAGGGUGUAUUGUGUGUCACACAUAUUCCAGUGUAUAUACUGUAUGUGUACAGUGAGUGUGUCAUUUGUGUUGUGUUUCUUUAUCCCUCACUGUUGUCCUUGUGUUUUUCAGUUCCAGUGACCACAGACCCCAACACAGGCUCAGUGUGUUUAGGUGUGUCUCCUGACCUGUCCAGUGUGUAUGUGUGUGAGGAGCAGCCUCUUCCCAACAAUCCCGAGAGGUUUGUGAGCCCACAGAGCAUCUUGGGCUCAGAGGUCUUCAGCUCAGGGAGGCACAGCUGGGAGGUGGAGGUGGGAGACAACAGUCACUGGUCUCUUGGUGUAGCCAGUGAGACAAUCCACAGAAAGGACUGGUCCAACUCUGAUCUAAACCCAAGUCCUGCCUUAGACUCAGACACAGAGCCUAAUGGUGGCCCGUGGACUGUUUCCCUCUCCUCUGGGGAGUACCGGGCCUCUCCUGACCACAACACCCCCCUCAGACUGAGACGAAGGCCACGCAGAGUCAGAAUUCAACUGGACUGGGAGAGAGGGUGUCUGACUUUCUCUGACGCCAAUGACAACACCUUGAUCUAUCGUUUUAAAAAGCAGUGGAAUGGAAAUCUGAGACCC
This is a messenger RNA of Lates calcarifer (barramundi perch), 909 nucleotides long. Its product is annotated as butyrophilin subfamily 1 member A1. Gene Ontology annotation, molecular function: protein binding. The record is from RefSeq and is a predicted model, not a curated record. NCBI's taxonomy places the organism in Eukaryota, Metazoa, Chordata, Actinopteri, Centropomidae.